AUGUCAAGUCGGGUUAUUACUUCGGAGAGUCCCCUAACAACCACAACUGAGUCUGGAGCUCAACCGACUCUUGUAUUGCGUUCAACCGUUGUUGACACUCACGAUGGAGGAGAACGUCGGCAUGUUAUAACGUGGGCACCAGGAACAGUUAAUAAUGAGGGUAUGGGGAAAAAGAAAUCAAAGUGCUGUUGCAUCUUUGAGAAGCCAUAUAAUUGGGAUGAUCCUUCUAGCUCUUCUUCUGAUUCAGACGAAAAUGACGAUGAUCCGAAUCCGAGAAGGUGCACCGAAAACUGUCGUGGUCACACCAAACACUGCUACACUAAAAAGUCCGCUUCUAAACAGAAGGAAGCUCAGUCUGGGUCCACCGUUGUUAUUGAAUCCGAGGAGCAACAAUAUCCUAUUACUCCCCCAGUAAAACACCAUGAUGAAUAA
This is a messenger RNA of Rodentolepis nana, 432 nucleotides long. Lineage: Eukaryota; Metazoa; Platyhelminthes; Cestoda; Cyclophyllidea; Hymenolepididae. The record is from the annotation of a GenBank genome assembly.